AUGUCAAAUCCAAUUGUAGCUGGUGCUAACGGAAGUGGAUGUUCAAAUACAGUCUCAAGUACCUCAAUAGUAGCAUACCUUGGUAGUACAUCAAGCCAACAAUCGAUAUCUCAUUUAAAUAAAAGGAAAUCAUAUGGAUGUGGGAGUUCUUCACAUAAGCCCAAAAAAAGGAAGGUUGUCAACCUACAUAAAUCAGCAAUUAUACUUGAUGACGACGCUGCUGAUAACCAUAAAGAAAGUGAUUCAGAAGGUUACUACGACCAUGGAGAUUGUGUACAUAAAUGUCGUUCUUGUGGUGCUUACAUGUGGCAGCAAGAAACUAAAAUUGGUGGUGCAAAAAAAUCUCGACAUGGUUAUGCAUUAUGUUGUUCACAUGGGAAGGUCGUUCUUAAUGUGUUUCCAAAGCCUCCACCACAGCUAUUGGUUGAUCUCCUAUCUCAUGAGCAUCCAAUGAGCAAGCAUUAUAUUGAGAACAUCCGUGCAUACAAUAUGAUGUUUUCAUUUACAUCUAUGGGUGGGAAAGUUGAUCAUACAGUCAAUGAUGGUAGUGGUCCAUACACAUAUAAGUUACAUGGCCAAAAUUUUCAUACAGCCGGUUCAUUGGUACCUCAAUCGGGAGAGCCUCCAAAAUUCUGCCAACUGUACAUAUAUGAUACGUUAAAUGAGUCAGCUAAUCGAAUGAAUGCCAUGAAAUCCGGCAGUAAUGAGUCCAGCAGACGCAACAAAGAACUUAAUUUGGAUCUAAUUGAAGAUAUAAAGACCCUUUUGGAUACAGUUGACAGUCCAUUAGUAAAAUUGUUUAUAAUGGCAAGAGAUCGGUAUUCUCAAAAUGAUCAAGAAAGAUUUAUUAUUCAACUUAUAGGUAAAAGAGACAAUGAUGCCCGUAAUUAUACUCUUCCAACUAUAGAUGAAGUGGCCGCUCUCAUCGUUGGCGAUUUUAGUUCAACUGAUAAAAGAGAUAUUUUGCUAGAGAGUCACAAUGGACAGCUCAAAAGAAUAAGUGAACUCCAUCCUUCGUACCUUCCUCUUCAGUAUACAUUGAUAUAUGUGUAUGGUGAAGAUGGAUAUCAUACUGAUAUUCCUCAUAGUGAAAGUUCCCAGACAAAGACAAAGAAGAAGAAAACAGUUACUAUGAGGGAAUAUUUUGCGUACACCAUUCAAGAAAGAAUGAACGGUUAUUCACUUUUACUUUACUCACGAAAGCUGUUCCAACAAUACAUGGUUGAUGCAUAUACGAUGAUGGAAAUAGAGAGGCUUUCAUACGUAUGCCAUAACCAAAGCAAUUUACGGACAACAAGCUAUAAGAAAGUUGAAGAAGCCGUUCAAUCUGGCAUUACAGACGGUUCAACUAUUGGCAAGCGUGUUAUUAUACCAUCAUCUUUUACAGGGGGAUCAAGAUACAUGUGUCAAAAUUAUCUAGAUGCAAUGGCACUUUGA
This is a messenger RNA of Erigeron canadensis, 1437 nucleotides long. RefSeq lists its product as uncharacterized. NCBI's taxonomy places the organism in Eukaryota, Viridiplantae, Streptophyta, Magnoliopsida, Asterales, Asteraceae. The transcript has 4 exons. The coding region runs from base 1 to 1437 and encodes 478 amino acids. The record is from RefSeq and is a predicted model, not a curated record.